ACGAAGAGGACUCUCCCAAAGGGUGAAAGGCUGUGAAGCACAAGCGCCUCUCCAAAUCCCAAAACUUCCCAUUUACGCACUCUCUCUCUCUUCCCCCACGCGACAGCGCAAUGCGGUGACCAGACGGCGGAGAUGGAAGCUUCGAGAUGGUCCGACGGGUGGUCGCCGACGGGAGCGCCGGCGACGGCCUUGCAGAGAGAGGACCACUGGCGGCACUUCGACAAUUCGGUCAACGCCGUGUCGUUCGGGUUCGUCGCCACCGCCAUCCUCAUCUCCAUGUUCUUGGUCAUGGCCAUCUUCGAGCGUUUCCUCCGGACCACCUCGCCGGAGUUCUCCGCCGCCGCCGCCGGCGACCGGGGACGCCGAGGCCGCGGCGGCGGCGGCGGCGGGGACCUCGAGUCCCAGAUGGGGUUCAACCCAAAGCUUAAUUACCCUUCCCCAAAGAUGACUGUCUGCACGAGUGGUGUCUCUGUUGUUAUGCCGGGAGACAGUGUCCCGACCUUCAUCGCGCGCCCAGCUCCCGUGCCUUGCCCACCAGAACGCGUCUCGUGGCCUCUCCAUCAACAUCUUCCCUUUCCCCAUCAUCCUGCAGAGGGCACUAGCUCGAACAGAAGCUCAUCCCCCACUCAAUGACAAGCAGACACAUGAACGGUUAUUUUGCCAGGAGGAUGUGGCGAUUUACGACUGAUUCGGAGCACAAGUCGGUAACUGUUGAAAGUGGCGCUCCGAACUCGGAAGCAUGCCCGCCGGAGAUUGAGGUUGGGGUGCUCUAUAUUUUACUCCUGAGAUCUUGUAUCUGAUGUACAUAAGAUUCCACGAUUUCGAGGUUAGGCCUGUUGCCAAUUUAUUCGAGUCAUCCCGAGAAGUUGCAGAAAAGCUUUGUAAGACAUGUUGGUAAAAUGCAUCAUAGUCCAUUAUUGAUGGA
Messenger RNA from Rhodamnia argentea, 925 nucleotides. RefSeq lists its product as uncharacterized. The record is from RefSeq and is a predicted model, not a curated record. Bases 133 to 633 code for a protein of 166 amino acids. The transcript has 2 exons. Lineage: Eukaryota; Viridiplantae; Streptophyta; Magnoliopsida; Myrtales; Myrtaceae.